Molecule: messenger RNA, 768 nt
Organism: Clonostachys rhizophaga
Lineage: Eukaryota; Fungi; Ascomycota; Sordariomycetes; Hypocreales; Bionectriaceae
Source: the annotation of a GenBank genome assembly
AUGGUUGCUUUCAAGAAUCUCAGCUUUGCAGCUCUCCUAUCUUUUGGCCUCGCCUCAAACGGUCUUGCUGCCGAAGAAACCACCGAUCUUGCCGCCCGAGGUGUAGAGCUUGAUGCCACCGCUGAGCUUGUGGCCCGCUUUCCUGAGCUCGAGCUCGAGGAGAGAGAUGAAGAGGACGAGCUGGAGGCUCGGGGCCUGCUCGAGGAGGAGUCUCUCUUUGCUCGUGGGGUAGAUAAGCCUAAGGGUGGUGGUUCACGACCUAAGCCCUCUCCACCACCUACAGGUCGAAGGGAUCUCGGGUAUGACGAUGAAUAUCUAUUUGCUCGCGGUGUGGAUAAACCUAAGGGUGGUGGUUCACGACCUAAACCCUCACCACCACCCACCAGAGGUCGAAGGUCUCUCUUUGCUCGAGGAGUGAAUAUGCCUAAAGGUGGUGGUUCAAGACCCAAGCCGUCGCCACCGCCUAGGGGUCGAAGGGACCUCUAUGCUCGAGGAGUAAACAUGCCCAAGGGCGGCGGUUCUCGACCUAAGCCCUCACCACCACCCACCAGAGGUCGAAGAUCUGUCUUUGCUCGAAGCGUAAACGUGCCUAAAGGUGGUGGUUCACGGCCUAAGCCUUCACCACCACCUAGAGGUCGAAGGGAUCUCGGAUAUGACGAUGAAUAUCUCUUCGCUCGCGGAGUAAAUAUGCCCAAGGGUGGUGGUUCACGACCCAAGCCCUCACCACCACCCAGGGGUCGAAGGGGCCUUGAGUAUGACGAUGAAUAG